CAUAGGAAACAUUCCAAUUGAAAUGAGUAGAUGCAAUUUUUCUAACACAACAAAGUUUCUUUCCUUGUUAUUCCCCCACCCGGAGAAGCACUUCUUGAAGGAAAAAAUGUCCUGCAAGAUGGCAAAGGGCUUGAUAUGGGCUACAGCAGAGGAUUUGGCCCGAAAUAGAGGAAAGGUUCUCUCAUUGUAUCGCCAAAUACUGAGAAGCCUUAACUCUCCAAAGUUACCACUUAAUUUAGCUGCAAGAAUGGCUAAGAAGGCAGAGGUACGUGCCAUUUUUUUGCUGGGUUCUGAGGAACGGUCAGUGCACAACAUUGUUGACCUCAUUGAUGCUGCAGAAUACUCUCUUUCCCUUUUAAGAAAAGGUGAAAUCCCUAAGCACAUUCAAUGAGCCAACUGAUUUACUUCUCAGAAUAGUGUUUUCAAAUCUUUCUCUCCUUUUCUAUUUGAGUUCAUUCCUGAAGUGUCAGUUGUAAUGGAUAUUAUUCUUUUGGUACUGGACCUAAAAUGGAGUGGUGGUCUUUUAUCUUUCAUA
Molecule: messenger RNA, 535 nt
Organism: Neltuma alba
Lineage: Eukaryota; Viridiplantae; Streptophyta; Magnoliopsida; Fabales; Fabaceae
Exons: 2
Coding region: 23-391 (122 amino acids)
Source: RefSeq, a predicted model, not a curated record